This is a messenger RNA of Ctenocephalides felis (cat flea), 1516 nucleotides long. RefSeq names its product eukaryotic initiation factor 4A-I-like. The transcript has 2 exons. Bases 221 to 1516 code for a protein of 431 amino acids. Gene Ontology annotation, cellular component: cytoplasmic stress granule. The record is from RefSeq and is a predicted model, not a curated record. Gene Ontology annotation, molecular function: ATP binding; RNA helicase activity; translation initiation factor activity. Lineage: Eukaryota; Metazoa; Arthropoda; Insecta; Siphonaptera; Pulicidae. Gene Ontology annotation, biological process: cytoplasmic translational initiation.
ACAUCCGAUUGUGUAAUUACGGGGGCUCCAAAAGGUACGAUUAUUUGUCCAAAUCUGUUUUUGUGCAAGUGUACGUAACGUACGCAAUUAGAUCGAAAGCUUGCGCAAAUAUUCUGCACAAGCUUACGAUUUUUGUGAACUUGCACAAAGAAAUCGUAUCGGUCGAGGCAGCCAUUAGUGUUUUGUAACAGCGAGCCGCUGCGAAUUUUUAAGAAGUUUGAUGAAUAGAUCGAGCAAACAAAAGAACAUGGCCUAUGCGCCUGGAAGAAGUAAUGGGGACUGGAAAGACCCCAAAAAUGGCCCAUCCACCGAAAAAGGAGCACAUGGUUAUGAUGGCCCUGCUGGCAUGGAACCCGAAGGCCUCAUCGAAAGUAAUUGGGAUGAUGUCGUCGAUAAUUUCGACGAUAUGAACCUAAAAGAUGAAUUACUUCGUGGAAUCUAUGCUUACGGAUUCGAAAAACCCUCAGCUAUUCAACAGCGUGCCAUCAGGCCAUGCAUAGUCGGCCAUGAUGUUAUCGCCCAAGCACAAUCUGGUACGGGCAAAACUGCAACAUUCAGCAUCGCUAUCUUGCAGCAGAUCAAGACGAAUGUUAAUGACUGCCAGGCAUUAAUUUUGGCGCCUACAAGAGAGUUAGCACAACAAAUCCAAAAAGUUGUAAUUGCCUUGGGAGAUUUCAUGCAAGCCCAAUGCCAUGCUUGCAUUGGAGGAACUAAUGUAAGGGAUGAUAUGCGCAAGUUGGAGAAAGGGGUACAUGUAGUGGUUGGAACACCAGGACGUGUUUAUGACAUGAUCAGUAGGCGUGCUCUUCGCACAAAUACGAUCAAACUCUUUGUGCUGGACGAAGCUGAUGAGAUGUUGUCUAGGGGAUUUAAAGACCAAAUUUAUGAUGUAUUUAAAAUGCUCAGUGUGGAUGUCCAAGUUAUUCUUCUUUCGGCUACAAUGCCCACUGAUGUAUUGGAAGUCAGUAAAUGCUUUAUGAGACAUCCAGUUCGGAUUUUAGUGAAGAAAGAGGAAUUAACACUCGAAGGGAUUAAACAAUUCUUUGUUCUGGUUGAGAAGGAAGACUGGAAAUUAGAAACCCUUUGUGACCUGUACGACACCCUUUCUAUCACACAAGCCGUCAUAUUCUGUAAUACUCGUCGUAAGGUGGAUUGGCUGACUGAAAGCAUGCACCACCGCGAUUUCACAGUUUCUGCCCUGCAUGGCGACAUGGAGCAAAAAGAACGUGAUGUUAUCAUGCGACAGUUCCGUACAGGCAGUUCACGUGUACUGAUUACAACAGAUCUGUUGGCUCGAGGAAUUGAUGUUCAGCAAGUGUCUCUCGUUAUCAAUUAUGAUUUGCCUUCCAACAGGGAGAACUAUAUCCACAGGAUUGGCCGAGGUGGACGUUUUGGUCGUAAGGGUGUUGCCAUAAAUUUUGUCACAGAUGAGGAUAAGCGUACCCUGCAAGACAUCGAGCAGUUCUACAACACACAUAUCAAUGAAAUGCCAAUGAAUGUUGCUGAUUUGAUUUAA